This is a messenger RNA of Pocillopora verrucosa, 5137 nucleotides long. The record is from RefSeq and is a predicted model, not a curated record. Lineage: Eukaryota; Metazoa; Cnidaria; Anthozoa; Scleractinia; Pocilloporidae.
AUGGCCACCAAGCAGUCGAAGAAGGGAAAGAAAAUUCAAUUUUUCAAAAGCCGAAAGAUUAUAGGAUCGUUUUACGCAAAGUAUUUUACGUUGAUUCGCUAUAUACGUAAGGUCCAGCAGGAUAAGGCUCUUCAACUCAUCCAAGAUGGCGAUCCUGAGGAGUAUCGCCGUCUUCUGAAAACGACUUUGAUCGCAGUUCCUCGGGAUCAGCCGGUUAAACCGCCAUUCAAGCCAAGUACAGCACAAUGGUUUACCCUCAAGGAAAUAAUUGUUAGAGUUAUUGAACACUUUUGUCGAGGGAACAAGACGAAUGUCCUAGCAUACGGCUUUGAGUCGUUAAGUGGUUAUGGAAAUAAGGGAACAGUGGCUGGGACUGUUGGAAUCCAGAACAGCUACCCCAACACUGUUGUAAGUUAUUUGCGAACCGCGAGAGCCUGGCAGCUGCUUCACGAGCGUAUAGGAGACGACUUGAUGAUAUACUUGUUGCAAAAUUUGUCCGUGUUUGUCAAGGUGAACUCGUGUUUUUUCCAAGUCGCUGGAUAUCCCAUUACGGGAUUAAGUCCAAUAACAUCAAAAGAUGUCUUCCCUCCACUCUCUGUCAGAAAAACAGGUGAAACAAAUGGCGAUAGAGAUGCUUCGAAUGUAAUAUCAAAUAAAAAAUCGAGAAGGGGUGGCAAGCGAGCGCGAAGAUAUGGUGAAAAUGUCAGGGCUGAAGUAAGCUGCUCUAAAUUAGCUGAUGUAAUCUCGACUACGGGUCCAGCGACUGUAUUGUCAAGAGCUCCUGUCCGAGUGAACAUAAACAGUAGUAAAGAUGAUACUCAUCUCGUUGAAGUGUCCCAGAGCAGUGGAAAAAGAAAGCGUGACAGUUUGGACAGUGGUGAUGUUUCAAGAGAUAGUCCAAAUCCAUCGAAAAAGUCGAGGACAAAUUCAAACGUCUUCAAAAAUAACUCGCCCUUGUUCCUUAAAGGCGUUCUGGUCGAUAAUGAAAUUUCAGCAAAAACAUCUUUGGAGAGCGCGACUGCUGGUACAGUUACUGAUGCAGACCAGGGUAAUCUUUGGAAAGAAAAUUCCGAUGUAGUAACGUCAAAUACCACUGACUUUGUAGAUUCAUCUGAAACUCAGAAGAACGUUUUCGGCCAAACCUUCCGAGAAGAACCGAACGAACAGAGUGUCAAGGAUAAGGGUGGUGUAGCUUUCCAACAGACUGUUGGUGUUGGAGAAAAAACACAAAUUCAAACGUUAAAAAGAAAGAAGUGUGUUUCCAGUGCGAUGAAAGUCGAGAAGGAGAAAAAGAAAGCAGUGGGUGGAAGUAAACCGUGGAAAUAUCUAACAAAGUUUCUUCCCAAGUCUAGUGGGCGAAGUGAACCUGCAAGGACAGGACAACGAAAACGGACGGCUCAUAGUAACAGCCAGCUCAAACAGACAAAUAAUCAACAGAUUGAUUAUAACAGAGGAAGCUCAAGUUUGAAGAAAAACAGAAAGAGUACCUGUUUGAACGAAAUAUUUAUACCACGCUCAAAUUUGUUUUAUACCUCAAAUCUUUCCCAAACGUUCCCAAAGAACCAUAUUGUGGAGUCACUACCUGUGAGUAUGGCCGGAGCGCGCAAACUGGUUCAACACAUUUUUCUGCAAGGCGCGUCUUUGGGCGCCUGCAGAGAUCGGGGAGGGAUAAGGAAAGAUGAAAGAAAAGAGCAAAGUGUCGUGAAUCAAGCGGCUGUUAAAAACCCUGAUGGGUCUAAUACUUUGAAACUUACCACACGAAGGAAACGGAAGCCUCUUCGUUUGCCCAGAAGGCUGAAGACUAUAGUACCAACGCUAUUGAAGUUUCUGGCAAGGCACCAGAAGUGUCCAUUUAGAACUCUGGUGAAGGUGUAUUGCCGUUACGAUCAUGGAAGACAAGCGAUCAAAAAUGAAAAAAAGAGAAGGAUGUUACGAAGGAUUCCUUUUAGCGUAAACGUGGUGUAUCACAAGUUAUCUCUUAAGGGUCGAGCUAAGUUUACGCAAAGGAAGCGUCGCGAGAGAAAGGCAAAGGUUAACUUGUUGAGGUAUCGUCGAGCUGUAAGAAUGUUUACAGAACAUGAUCAGGUGGUGGACUUUCUGAAGUGUAUCUGCAACAAAGUUGUUCCAAAAGAACUCUGGGGGUCUUCAGGAAACAAAGAAACAUUCUUUCGAAAUCUUGCGAAGUUCAUUCACCUCUAUCGGGGAGAAAAGUUCACCCUAGCCCAGAUGAUGAUGGGAAUCAAGGUUUCUUGCUGCAAAUGGCUUCAGGUGAAGAAAAGCGGAAAUAGAAAGCACGUUGCUCUGUCUGAUUCUGUUAAGCAGCUGGAGCUUUUAGCUCUGUUCAUCUGGUGGUUGGUAACCAGUUAUCUCGUGAUUGUGCUGAAAACCUUCUUUUAUAUCACGGAGACUGGUAUUCAUCGCCAAAGGGUUGUUUAUUACAGAAAGCCUAUCUGGAAAACGAUCCAACAGUUUGGUCUUAACACAUUUUGCGGUGAGUUCUUCAAACCGUUGAAAACCGCUGAAGCUGAGAAUCUUCUUCGCGCGCAAAGCUCACUGGGAUUCUCCCUGCUCAGGUUUAUACCGAAGACGUCAACUGUUCGCCCUAUUACCAACAUGCGUCACCGUCCUUCAAGCAAGGAGCCAAUCAGCGUUCAGAAUCAGCUUUCAGUGAAUUCAAAACUGAAGAAUUUGUUUGAAGUUAUUAAGUUCGAGAGAGAACGGAACCCAGAAAAGAUGGGAGCUACUUUGUUUGGAACUGAUGAUCUUUACCGGGCGCUUAAGCCGUUUGCCAUUCGCGUACGCUCACGUCUGGAGGGAAAACCGCUGUAUUUUGUCCACGUCGACGUAAGCCACUGCUACGAGUCUAUCCUGCAUCAAAAACUCUUUGACACCAUGAAGGAAGUAUUGGAGGAGGAAGAGUACCUCAUUCGACGGUUUGCCUUAUUGCGCAUGUCUGGUGGAAAGGUCUACAGAGAGUUCUCUAAGCACGUCAGUACCGCAGAUGAUUGCCGUUUGUUUCCAGAUUUCUUUCGUUCUCUUGUGGUCGAGUGGAAGCUUAGGCAAGUGGUGGCUGUUGAUAACGUGUGGUAUGUGACAGAGGACCGCGACAAGCUGAUUAAGUUGCUGGAAGAACACAUAUUUAAUAACUUCGUCAGGAUCGGUAACAACUAUUACCAACAGACGAGGGGCAUUGCACAGGGCUCCGUCCUAUCAACAAUGCUUUGCGGCUACUACUACAGUCAGAUGGAGAGGACCCACUUGUCAGAAAUAGUCCAAGAUCCAGACUCCCUCCUGUUAAGAUGGGUGGACGACUUUCUGUUUGUCACUCCACACCGUCGGUUGGCCGACAAGUUCCUGAAUACAAUGCAUGCUGGAAUUCCAGAGUAUGGGUGUGUCAUCAAUCAUGACAAAACGUUGACCAAUUAUACCGCGGUCACAGCUGAUGGACACAAGGUGACGAGAAUUGGAGCGAGCGAUCGUUUUCCCUGGUGCGGGUUUCUUUUGGAUACAGUCACGCUUGAAGUUUCACCGGACUUGUCCCGGUACACAGGUUCCUUAUUAAGGGACACAUUGACUGUGUCCCUGGAUGCACAUCCUGGCGAGGCCCUAAGUAAGAAGCUCCGGUACUCCGUACGCCCGAAGUGCCAUCCAUUGCUGCUGGACCCAAAUAUGAACACGCGCGAAAACACCCUGUUGAAUGUGUUCCACGUGUUCCUGUUAACAGCGUACAAGUUCCAUACUUACGUCAAAGAGCUACCAAGAGGUAGCAAACCAAGAGAUAACCCAUCAUUCUUCUCCCGAAUGAUUCUGGAUUUGGCGCUGUAUUUCUACUCAGCUAGUGUUCGUAAGUGUCACCAGCUGUCUCCGAGUGGUGCUUCGUUCUCAUUGGACGAGCACGAGGUCACGUGGCUCUGUUUGUACGCCUUUCAGAUGUGUCUUCGUAGAACGCAGUCUCGAUAUCGUGAAAUUCUGACAUUUCUGAGCAAAAGCUUGUCACAGAUACAUUUGUCUAAUCGGAUUAAACUGCCAGCCACUCCUUGGAAUGCAGCUUUGACUAAGCUCGUGCGAAAGAAGAGCUGAAAACGUCUCACAAAGCUCUUUCCGAGGAAUUCAAGAGAAGGAAAAUAGUCAUGGAGGAUCUUUAAAAUGUUUGAGGCUUUCAGGAACGAUGUUUUAUCAUAUAUUUGCCUGGACGCUAUGGGACGAUUACAUGAUUUAGGAUCUGUCAUCUGGUAUCAUGCGUCAAAGUGACCAAUCCAAUUUGUAAACCUAUCGCUUUGAAAGGAAGCCGAAAGAGGAUUUCUUUAACGUCGCGUUUCGGUUCUUCAUGAAAUACGGCAAGAAAGAAACAAAGCGAAUAGUUUUCAUUUAGAACAUAAAAAACUACCACUGAUGGUUCAUAAAUACUUAAUUUUCGCCGCAAAUUAUCAGCAUUUUUUCUUAAAACCUAGAAAGUUUUUACGAAGAUUUUCAGCUUUGUCUCGUGAUUCAUAGUUGAAUGGUAAAAGGAUCUGCCGUGGUGUAAGGCAAUCCGUUCGGUGUCAUCCACAGUGCACGUGGCUUUUUAUGGGGGCUUUUACAUCUGUUCUUGCCGGUUUGUUUACCGUAUUCAUUCAUGAUCGGUGACAUUUGAAGUACUUUUAGUGUUCAUAAUUUGAGGAAAUAAUUAGUAAGUUCCACCAUUUUAUUGAUUAGUGAAAAAGGUAUCUGUCUUUCUAUCGAUUUUCUUGACAAGUCACCCAUAAUUGACCGAGACCCAUCAAAAAUUGACAGCAAUAAUGAUUUAUUUCUUCCUCAAAAGCGGUGCUAAAUUCACGCGUUGAAUUAAAAUAAGUCUCAGGUUUGUAACUACACUUUUUUUUUCAUUAAGUUGCUGUAUAGUAAAAGCUUAAUCUUGUCACAGGAUGGAUUAAGUUCUUGGAUAUCCGAUUCAUGCGUGAAACCGUCAACAAAAUUACUUUGUCCUCGUGCAAUACAAUAAUGGAAUUAUGAAAAAUGUGGGCUAUCUUUCUGAAUCAAGGCCAAUUUUUUUUCUUAUGUCUUAAGACCACAAAAGUCAUAGCUUCCAUGUCUAGACUAUUACAUCGAUUUAAAUCUUUUCUUUUUUCAUUGCCAACAUUAUAUUGUUCUAAGCCAG